Vitis vinifera (wine grape) is the source of this 4497-nucleotide messenger RNA. RefSeq names its product mediator of RNA polymerase II transcription subunit 33A. The transcript has 12 exons. The coding region runs from base 173 to 4219 and encodes 1348 amino acids. Gene Ontology annotation, biological process: regulation of phenylpropanoid metabolic process. Lineage: Eukaryota; Viridiplantae; Streptophyta; Magnoliopsida; Vitales; Vitaceae. Gene Ontology annotation, cellular component: mediator complex. The record is from RefSeq and is a predicted model, not a curated record.
GUUGAAUAGAGGGGUAAUGAUGAAGAAAACCCUCACCCGCCUCCAAAGCUGACUAUCGUCUUAAAGGGUCCGGAGUUCAAACGCACAACAAAUAAAGAAAGGAAGCUUUUUCUUUCGUUUGCUGUCUCUCUCUUUCUCUUUCUCUUUCACCUCUGGCUUCUGUCUCUCUUCAAUGAAAUCAUCUGAAAUCUUGACCUUGAAGGGCAUGACGGUGGUGUCCGUGCAAGCGUGUCAGCUGAGUCAGUCGACUCAGCCGGGUCUGUGGGACAGCGUACUGGAACUCACCAAGUCGGCUCAGGAACGGAACAGUGAUCCCCUCCUAUGGGCGGUUCAGCUUUCGUCGAUUCUUAACUCCGCUGGGACUUCGCUGCCGUCGCCGGAGCUCGCGCACCUCCUGGUGUCUCAUAUCUGCUGGGCCAACAACGUGCCGAUCACGUGGAAGUUCCUCGAGAAGGCCGUCUCCGGCAGGAUCGCUCCGCCUAUGCUCGUCCUAGCUCUUCUCUCUAGCAGGGUCAUUCCAAAUCGUCGGUUGUAUCCAGCGGCAUAUAGGCUUUACAUGGAACUUCUUAAGCGGCACACCUUUUCAUUUACAUCUGAAAUUAAUGGACCAAAUUAUCAAAAGAUCAUGAAAUCCAUAGAUGAUGUUCUUCAUCUUUCUCAGAUAUUUGGCCUUCAAGUAUGUGAACCUGGGGCUCUUGUAGUUGAAUUCAUUUUUUCAAUAGUGUGGCAGUUGCUUGAUGCAUCAUUAGAUGAUGAAGGGCUGUUGGAACUUGCCCCAGAAAAGAAAUCUAAAUGGCCAACCAGAUCCCAAGAUAUGGAUAUUGAUGGUCAGGAUAGUUUUAAUGAGAAGAGAACUGAUCGCCAAGAGGGACUGUGCAAAGUAAAUACUGUAAUGGCUAUUGAGAUAAUUGGAGAUUUUUUUCAGAAUAAAGUAACUUCCAAGAUCCUUUACUUGGCACGCCGAAACAUGUUCUCACAUUGGGGUAGUUUCAUCCAGCGAUUACGAGUGCUUGCAGCAAACUCAACAGCAUUGAGGAAUUCAAAGCAUAUAUCUCCAGAUGCCCUUUUGCAGUUGACAUCUGAUGCACGUAUAGUCUUGACUCGGGAAUGCAAAACAAGUUUGCAGAAACAGUUUCAUGCAGUUGUGGCUUCAGGAUCUCUAAUAUCUUCUGCUGGUCAAUGUCAUGGGGUUAGUUGGUCUGCCCUUUGGCUUCCGAUUGAUAUGUUUUUGGAGGACACUAUGGAUGAUUCACAAGUGGUGGCUACAAGUGCUGUUGAAACUCUUACUGGUUUAGUAAAGGCUCUUCAGGCAGUUAAUGGGACAUCCUGGCACAAUACAUUUCUAGGUGUAUGGAUUGCAGCUCUACGGCUUGUUCAAAGGGAAAGGGAUCCCAGUGAGGGUCCUGUACCACGGCUUGAUACCUGCUUAUGCAUGUUAUUGUCUAUCACACCAUUGGCAAUUGUCAAUAUCAUUGAGGAAGAGGAGAGCACACUGAUUGAUGAAGCUGGUCGCAGUCCCACCAAUCUAAGGAAAGAGAAACAAAUUUCAGUAAAGCAUCGCAAAGACUUGAUUUCCAGCUUGCAGCUAUUGGGCGAUUAUGAGGGCUUGUUGACUGUACCUCAAUCUCUUAGUUUGGUAGCCAAUCAGGCUGUUGCCAAAGCAAUGAUGUUUGUUUCAGGCGUCACGUCUGGGAGUGGAUACUUGGAUUGCAUGAGCAUGAAUGACUUGCCAAUGAACUGUUCUGGAAACAUGCGGCAUCUGAUUGUUGAGGCUUGUAUUGCUAGAAAUCUGCUGGAUACUUCAGCAUAUUUGUGGCCAGGCUAUGUGAAUGGACGCAGCAACCAACUACCUCGUAGUGUUCCAGGCCCAAUGCCUGGUUGGUCAUCAUUGAUGAAAGGAUCUCCACUAACUCCUCCAAUGAUAAAUGUUUUGGUUUCAACCCCAGCUUCAAGCUUAGCAGAGAUUGAGAAAAUCUAUGAGAUAGCAGUCAAUGGUUCAGAUGAUGAGAAGAUAUCUGCUGCAGCAAUUCUUUGUGGGGCUUCUCUAGUUCGUGGUUGGAAUAUACAGGAACACACUGUUUUUUUCAUUACAAAAUUGCUUUCCCCUCCAGUUCCUGCAGACUAUUCUGGAACAGACAGCCAUUUGAUUGGUUAUGCACCAUUUCUGAAUGUCCUUCUUGUGGGAAUAUCGAGUGUGGAUUGCGUUCAGAUUUACUCCUUACAUGGCUUGGUUCCACAACUGGCAGGUGCAUUGAUGCCCAUCUGUGAGGUUUUUGGGUCAUGUGCACCAAAGGUGUCGUGCACUCUUACAACAGGGGAAGAAAUCUCUUCCCAUCAGGUGUUUUCAAAUGCAUUUAAUCUUCUUCUGAGAUUAUGGAGAUUCAAUCAUCCACCUCUUGAACAUGUGAUGGGAGGAGAUAUACCUCCAGUGGGAUCCCAACUGACUCCUGAGUACCUCCUACUAGUGAGAAACUCCCAGUUGGCAAAUUCUGGGAACACAACCAAAGGUCCAUUCAAGUAUAGGAGGCCAUCAAGAAUUUCAAGUCCAUCUCCAGAACCCAUAUUUAUGGAUUCUUUUCCAAAAUUAAAACUCUGGUACCGGCAGCAUCAAGCAUGUAUUGCUUCAGCCCUCUCUGGUCUUGUACAUGGGACUCCUGUUCAUCAGGUUGUUGAUGCGGUUCUGAAUAUGAUGUUCAGAAAGAUGGGUAGGGGUGGUCAGCCACUGACGCCUACAGCUUCUGGAAGUAGUAAUUCUUCUGGUUCUGGACCUGAGGAUGCCUCUCUUAGACUCAAGCUACCUGCAUGGGACAUUCUGGAAGCUAUUCCCUUUGUUCUUGAUGCAGCUCUCACAGCUUGUGCUCAUGGAAGACUCUCUCCCCGUGAACUGGCUACAGGGCUUAAAGACCUUUCUGAUUUUCUUCCUGCUUCUUUGGCAACCAUUGCAAGUUACUUUUCUGCUGAAGUAACACGCGGUAUUUGGAAACCAGCUUUUAUGAAUGGAACUGAUUGGCCAAGCCCUGCUGCAAAUUUAUCCAUGGUUGAGCAACAAAUAAAGAAAGUCCUGGCUGCAACUGGUGUUGAUGUUCCAAGCCUUGCUGCAGUGGGAAGCUCUCCAGCUACACUUCCUUUACCCUUGGCUGCUUUAGUAAGUCUCACAAUAACCUACAAACUUGAUAGAGCCACGGAACGCCUCCUAACAGUAGUGGGGCCAGCAUUGAACUCGCUUGCAGCAGGUUGCCCUUGGCCAUGUAUGCCCAUCAUAGCUUCUUUAUGGGCCCAGAAGGUAAAGCGUUGGGCUGAUUACCUCAUCUUCUCUGCUUCUCGAACUGUCUUCCAUCACAAAAGUGAUGCUGUAGUUCAGCUUCUCAAGAGCUGCUUCACAUCCACUCUUGGGCUUAAUUCCUCCCCUGUCUCCAGCAAUGGUGGUGUUGGCGCUCUUCUUGGCCAUGGAUUUGGUUCUCAUUAUUCUGGAGGGAUGUCUCCAGUCGCCCCUGGAAUCCUCUAUUUGAGAGUGCACCGGGAUGUUAGAGAUGUCAUGUUCAUGACAGAGGUUGUCCUCUCUCUUCUAAUGCAGUCUGUUAGAGAUAUUGCUAGCUGUGGGCUACCCAAGGAGAGACUGGAGAAAUUGAAGAAAACCAAGUAUGGGAUGAGAUACGGGCAGGUUUCUCUUGCUGCCGCAAUGACUCGAGUCAAGCUUGCAGCUUCACUUGGUGCUUCAAUUGUUUGGAUAUCUGGGGGAUUAACUUUGGUUCAAUCUUUGAUCAAAGAAACCUUACCUUCUUGGUUUAUAUCAGUUCAUGGAUCAGAGCAUGAAGGAACGGAAUCAGAAGAGAUGGCUGCUAUGCUGGGGGGUUAUGCCCUUGCAUACUUUGCAGUGCUUUGUGGCACAUUUGCUUGGGGUGUGGACUUGAUGUCACCAGCAUCAAAGCGACGGCCAAAGGUAUUGGGUGCCCACUUAGAAUUUCUGGCAAAUGCGCUUGAUGGGAAAAUAUCCCUUGGUUGCGUCUGGGGCACUUGGCGAGCUUAUGUGCCAGCUCUUGUGACCUUAAUGGUGGGGUGUACACCGGCAUGGAUUCCAGAGGUGGAUGUAGAAGUGUUGAAGAGGGUGAGCAAGGGAUUGAGGCAAUGGAAUGAGGAAGAACUAGCGAUCGCAUUGUUGGGACUUGGUGGGAUCCAUGCAAUGGGAGCAGCUGCUGAAGUGAUUGUUGAAAGGGGGUAAUAAUCUUUUCAUUAGUGUUUUAAGUGGUGUAGUGAUUUCAGGUGGGAAAGUUCAAUGUUUAUGGGAUAGGUGCAAGAAAUUUGACAUUCCCAACUGGUACAGUUCUCUGUAGGAUAUUACCAGAUGAUGUAAAUUUCAAACAGGAAGCAAAGAAAAUUGGUUCUGAUGGUUCUUUUAGUAUGUAAAUAGCACUGAUUUUCAUUAGACUGAGUAUUCAAAUGUGAAACAUCUCAAUGAAAAAUGAUGAAAUACCAUGCCUGGGUAACUUGGUAUCUGAA